GAUGACCAGAGACUGCGGACACAGUACAGGAGAUGACCAGAGACUGCAGACACAGUACAGGGGAGGACCAGAGACUGCGGACACACUACAGGAGAUGACCAGAGACUGCGGACAUAGUACAGGAGAUGACCAGAGACUGCGGACACACUACAGGAGAUGACCAGAGACUGCGGACAUAGUAGAGGAGAUAACCAGAGACUGCGGACAUAGUACAGGAGAUGACCAGAGACUGCGAACACAGUACAAGAGAUGACCAGAGACUGCAGACAUACUACAGGAGAUGACCAAAGACUGCGGACAGUACAGGGGAUGACCAGAGACUGCGGAC
Molecule: messenger RNA, 328 nt
Organism: Staurois parvus
Lineage: Eukaryota; Metazoa; Chordata; Amphibia; Anura; Ranidae
Source: the annotation of a GenBank genome assembly